Molecule: messenger RNA, 1456 nt
Organism: Amoebophrya sp. A25
Lineage: Eukaryota; Dinophyceae; Syndiniales; Amoebophryaceae
Source: the annotation of a GenBank genome assembly
CCUGCAAAUGCGCUAGAGGAGUUGGCUGAUUUGGUUUUUGAUUAUUGGACAAAAACAUCAGACUCAGAGCCCUCAGAGUCAGUGUCCUCAACAUCUUCUGGAGCUGGACGACAACUAGCCUCUGCAGGUGUGGACCGCACCAGAAGCGGUAUAGAAUGGUGGAUACAAGUCGCAGAUCCUCAUGGAGAGAGUGCUUCUAAGGAGUUCCAUUGGGAUCGAGAUGAGGAGCAAGAUUUUUCUGACGCAAAGGGUCGUGGAAAGGAUGAAUCUACAACCAAGAAUAGUUGUACUAGAACAAAGAGGACGUCGAAAGAGUCGAAAGAGGUCUUCACUCAAACCCGUUGCCCGUGGUUAGCCACCGUGACUUACUUAACAGGUCCAGAUGCACAAGCGGAACUCUCAGUCGUGAAGUCAAGUUUGAAAACGAACCUUAGCAGCAUGAGAGGCAGGAAAACCACGAGUCAAAGACAGAAUUUUCUUGCGCCCACGAUCGUGCUAGACCAAGCGCCAUUUGAUCACGAAGAGUCUACUCCCAGCAGAACGAAGAAGAAGAUGAAGAAAGGGUCUGAUAACAAGAGGGAGGUUUCUAGUGCCUUGGUAUCUUAUCCACGGAAAGGAAAACAUAUUGCCUUUUCAGGCAACCUCUUGCACGGAAUCCCAGUUGAAUUCGCUGUCCGUGAUGGGAAAGCAAGCAGAAAGACAAAGAUGAGUGACGAGCCGCGUGUAACCUUCUUAGCGAACCUGUGGCUAAAUUGUCUGCCACCUCAAAAUAUACCGACUUUCGCGCAGUUUCAGCAUCUUCAUAGGCAAGAAGUCAAGAAAGAGGUCUCCUCGAGAAGCGCAAAUGAGGGAGCCAUUACCUCAGUUGUAGGGACGAAGGCAGCAGCCUCAAGCCCGCCUUUAGAUCUCGUUGCCAAGAAGAACCCAGACGAAAGGAAUAUUACAGCGCUUCUUGCUAGUAGACCCUUUGCUAGUAGACUUGGGGAAUCCAGCACAACUUCUAGUACAACCUUGCACUUACAGGCCAAGGACGUCGAGGACGUGGCAGGCUUCAGUUUCUCGCACCUUCGUAAGGCCUCGAAGAACGCAAAAGAUGAGGAUUUCGUGUUGUGGCUGCCAUUGCCGAAAAAGAAGAUUCUACGUGAAGUGGAAAGCUCAUUGCAAAUAAAGUUCAAUGGAGAUAUGGAUGACGGCCUUUCCUCUGACGAUGAAGAGGAAGAAGAUGAUCGAUGUUUCGUUGAAAGGCAGUAGAAGUUUGUUCUCCCGCAAUGAGCUUGACCUCAGCUCAGUGAGCUGUACAACAUAUUCUAAUAGUGAUUUCCUACCACUCCCACUUAUCGAUCCCUGACCUUGGCCCCCCAGCUAUCGCAGUUUCGGAACAGCCGUAUAAGUGAUUUCUCAGAGAUCUACUUUUUCCUGUGACCGCAGAAUGACGACACGAAGAUGUGAACGCCUC